AUGCCCAAGUGGCUAUUCGCUCUCCCUGUUGUACGCUCGACCCUCGACUCGAAAUCUAUCCUUGAAAAUGUGUUGACUAAGCUUCAACUAGGCCGCAAGUGGUUCGACUGCGCCGAAUGCCACCAAGAACAGGAAACGCACAUGCUGCAGAAGGCUCAGGAGAUGAUCUUUGCGUGCAAGAAGUGCAAGAAGUGCUUCCGCAAGGAUGCCGCUGAGUUUGAAGAGAGUGAUGAGUAUUGCCCACACUGUGAUAACCACUUCGUUCUUGAGGCCAUGACACCAAAGCCGACGCUGCAGGUGGAAGGGGAUGACGUGCGCAUGGACAGCAGGAUGCUCAAGGAUGACCGCGUCCGGGGCGACCAAGAACGAUCUCUGUUCAACUUACGCGAUGUUUCCGACCGCAUGGGCUAG
Molecule: messenger RNA, 411 nt
Organism: Penicillium canariense
Lineage: Eukaryota; Fungi; Ascomycota; Eurotiomycetes; Eurotiales; Aspergillaceae
Exons: 4
Coding region: 1-411 (136 amino acids)
Biological process (GO): protein import into mitochondrial intermembrane space
Cellular component (GO): mitochondrial intermembrane space
Molecular function (GO): zinc ion binding
Source: RefSeq, a predicted model, not a curated record